This is a messenger RNA of Toxotes jaculatrix (banded archerfish), 3082 nucleotides long. It is a transcript of the gene prrg1, whose product is annotated as proline rich Gla (G-carboxyglutamic acid) 1. Gene Ontology annotation, cellular component: extracellular region. Lineage: Eukaryota; Metazoa; Chordata; Actinopteri; Toxotidae. The transcript has 5 exons. The coding region runs from base 171 to 803 and encodes 210 amino acids. Gene Ontology annotation, molecular function: calcium ion binding. The record is from RefSeq and is a predicted model, not a curated record.
CAGCAGAAGGAGACGACGGGUCGUUUAUACGCAUUUUGGGGACGAAAAAGAGACGCCAUUGGUCAGCGACACUUUGGUGAAGGAUGUCUCACAUUCACAACGUAGCAACACCCUUUGUCAGCAGCCCGUUAAAAGCAAUAUAAAUCACCCCAAACAGACUGGCAGGAAUCAUGGGAAGUGUGUUCCUGCCGGCGGAUGCAGCCCACUCUGUGCUGCGGCGGCUGCGCAGGGCCAACUUCUUGCUGGAGGAGAUGAAGCAAGGUGACAUCCAGAGGGAGUGCCGUGAAGAGAUCUGCACCUAUGAGGAGGCCCGCGAGGCUUUUGAGAAUGACGAGAAGACGAGGCGGUUCUGGGAGGAAUAUGUACGGGAGAGCAGUCCGUCCGGAGGGCUGGAGACAGUGGUAGGUGGAGUCCAUUCUCUCUACUUGAUAGUGCCACUGCUGCUGGUUGUACUCAUCAUCGCUGCCGUCGCCAUCACUGUUUGGCGCUGCCAAUCCCGCAAGCGCUCACAGCGCAGCCCCAGUCUGGGACAUUCGCAUCAUGACCACGUCCUGUCAGUGGUCUCUAUGGACCAUUGGGGGAGGGAUUACCACCAUGGUGACCAGUCAGAACUCAGUGUCCACAGCAGCCCAGCUUAUCCAGGCUCAGAGAUUACAUCAGGAAGAGGAAGUGCUGGAGACCCUCCGCCAUCUUAUGAGGAGGCUGUUGGCCACACAGAUGUCCAGAUAGAGACGGAGCCACCUCCACAGUACGAGGAUAUAGUCACCACCAGCACUACCAGUGUCAGUGGCCAUGGGAAGUAAAUCUGUCUUUCACUACCACCCCAACAAAAACUCUAACCUAAACUAAGACUAUUUUAUCAUCUAGCAGUCCCACUGUUGUGGUAUCACCAGCCUUCUCCAUUCAACACAAACAGAAACACUACUAACUGUCUGGUCAACAGACUAAUGCAAUCUCUGCCAGAGCCAGCGCUGUUGAAAUUUGCACUAACCUUUUAUCAGUGAGGUGAAGUGAUGGCAGGAAGGAGCAAAUGAUAUUGCCAUACCAAAACCAACCAGCACCUCUGCUGAAUUUCCUGAAGUUGCAUCUAUACUGUCACACUGUAGCAGAUCAUUCAACUCUGUAGGCAUAACAAAUGUUGCAUGUGGUGUAAAGAGAAAAAAGGUUAUGAUUGCCAUAAUGAAGGACGACUAUUCUAAGUGUAUAUGGGGGUUGGACCAAUGCUCUAUUGAGGGUCAGUGCCAAUUUUUUAAACUUAAGUGCUUAAUAACAGGUGCUUUGCACCUAUUGUUAUAAUUUGAACUCUUUGUUGACCAAAAAUGAGCACUAACUGUUUCCUCCUACAUUAUUGUAUAUUGCAAAAUAUUUUUCUGUACAAGAUCCAGAAACAGCAUUUAGUCUACAGAAUUAAAAUAAUUCAAAUAGCAUUAAGGGAUUUGUGACUACCAGGGGGCAAAAAUAAUCUAAAACAAAUUCAAAACAAUUACAACCUUACAGUUUGUUAUGGCCAACCUGUAGCAAACAGUUACUUGAUCAUGCACAAGUCUCCCAUGUCUCUAUACCUGAUAGUGUGCCAUUAUUACACAAUAUUCACGGUAAUUCACUUCUUCUUCAUCACUGCCACAUGAAUUUAAUCUCACUGUUCACUUCCAGAUGACUAAUCAAAGUCUAGAAUUUACUGGUUAGCUUUGGUUUGGUUGACUGAUUGAUGACAAAAAUAUGUGGCUCCCUGUCUUUCUAAAGAAAAUACUCAAAUCUGCCAACUCUACCCACACAUUUACUUCUGGUCCUUGCUGUUUCAUGCUGGGGAGGCAGCGUACGUCUGGCUUGUCUGAGCUUGUUAACUAGGUUAGUGACCGUUCCGCGUUACCAACGCAAAUUUGAUUCAUUAUUGAUACUAGAAAUACCAUUUAAUGCAGGUUUAAACAAUCAUGUUGCCAAAAUAAUGCAUUGGCCCAACUUUAGUAUACACUUGUGAAUGUUUUUGAGUUUUAAGAUAAGGCCAUCAGUUCCAAAGGGGGGAUGGAGCUGAAAUACAUUUUGUGAAUGUGUGUCAUAUGUGCUUAUAUUUUGGCAAUGCAUGCAGCUUGGUUUGGUUGGAUCUGGCUCUGCACUGUUUGUUGAUGGUCCAUGCUUGCUGGUCCAUGUUCAUGUUUGGGCCGCUGACAGCUGCUCAGAGCCUGCUUUAACUGUGAAAAUCUUUCCCCACUCUUUCCCCUAAAGAAUAUGUAACUGUGUUGGAAAUGGCUACAGUCUUUUUCCUGUGCUACUUUCUCUAAAAGUUAACUGUGGAUUCUUCAAAUAGCUUUGCAGCUACACAGUAAAUGUAAGUUGUUGAGUGACUUGCACAGGAAUGUGGGACAGAAAGCAAGAGAGAUAGAAGCUUAUGGAAAAAGAGUUAUCAGAGGGGAGGGGAGAGGAUCUGCAUUUAAAUGUCACUAUGGACAGAGUCCAUGUUUAACAUGUGUAAUGAAUCUGUAUAUAAAUAUGCAUAGUGUGUGUGAAAGUAAGUUACAGGGAGAUUGUUUUUACUGCAUAGGAAUGCAGUGAACACAUUGAUACUAAUGUAAAAAUUAUACACUAGGUUGUGAAUAAAUGAAGGCACUUUGUGUUUGAGCUCAAAAUGAGCUGUGUAAUGAAAACUAGGACAGUCUGGGUUGAUGUUUUCAGCGUGACUCUCAGCAAUAACGAUGUCACUGUAAUCCUCUGAAAAAAAAAACUGGUAAUGAUCUAUAUGCAAUGUUGCUGCAUACACUCUAAAAACCAAAUAGUUUUCACUUGACACUGAUAAAUGUCACACAUUUCCUGUCUGCGCCUCACAUAUUUUGAGCACUGAUUAUUAUCAUUGUACUUUUUUGUGAGUUGACCUUUGAACCUCAGCACUUGCUAUGACCUUGAUCUGAGUUGUGCUGGUAGGGGUAGCCAUUUUGGUUAGGUCAGUUAUUGUACUGUUACUUACAGAGCCCUGUUUUUACAAUGCCUUAUCAGACAAACAAAAUGUUAUAUAACAUGAAAUGCAAAGGAACUUGUUAUAAAUCCUUGAUAUGUGCAAAAGCUUGAAUUAAUUUGUAAUAAAACAUUU